Molecule: messenger RNA, 7959 nt
Organism: Hydractinia symbiolongicarpus
Lineage: Eukaryota; Metazoa; Cnidaria; Hydrozoa; Anthoathecata; Hydractiniidae
Exons: 45
Coding region: 143-7849 (2568 amino acids)
Molecular function (GO): calcium ion binding
Source: RefSeq, a predicted model, not a curated record
AUAAUCAUUUACUCUUCGGUAUAUAGAAGAAGGGAAGGAUUGUAAUUUUGAGGAUUAAUAUUCUAAAGACAAUUUUAGUCAUUUUUUUAUCAUUGCGUUUUAAGUGGCCCAUUGUGGCUGUUUUCUCACAUUGCACAGAAGUAUGUUUGUGGGACAGUGUAAAUUAAUACUUAGCUUGAUAUUAGUGUCAGCAGUGCACGGCAAAACAAAAGGUGGAUGGGCUAGUUGGUCAGAAUGGAGCAGCUGGGGAAAAGGUUUAUGCUCAGGAAACCAACGUGUGAAAACAAGAGCUUGCACAAAUCCACUUCCAGACACAAAUGGUGAUUAUUGUGAUGGUGACAAUGCAAAGCAAGAAAGUGGACCAGUUGACGGUGGCUUAUCAGAAUGGUCACAAUGGAGCACCUGCGAAGUUCCAUGUGGUGGCUCAGUUGUCAACAGAACACGCUUGUGUGAUAACCCUCCUCCAUCAAAUGGUGGCUCCUUUUGUACUGGUUCUAUGGUUGAAACAAAGCUUGAAUGUGUUAUGGAGUGUCCUGAGGGUCGUACUGAUGGAGGUUGGUCUCCUUGGAGUCCAUGGUCAGCAUGCCCUAAAACAUGUACAAAGAAUGGUGGUGCCACAAUCAAGCGCUAUCGGCAGUGUAACAUGCCACUUCCUAUGUUUGGAGGAAAAGCUUGCCCAGGAAAUUUUACAGAGACAAUAUUUGGUUGCUUCAAUGUUUGUCCUGUUCAUGGUGGAUUUAGUGGGUGGUCAUCUUUCACAGAAUGUUCAAAAACAUGUGGCUCAGGAACAAUGCAUCGAAAACGAAUGUGUAACAAUCCAGUUCCAUCGGGUGAAAAUGCACGGAAUUGUAGUGGAGUAUUUACUGAAACCAAACAUUGCAAACUUGCAAACUGUAUAGGUGCAAUUGAUGGAAAUUGGGCUGGCUGGUCUAGUUGGAGUCCAUGCUCAGAAAAUUGGUUCUGCUUUAAAGGUCACACCAAAAGAUCUCGGGCAUGUACAAACCCUGCUCCUAAUAAAGGUGGUGAUAGUUGUAACGGUGCUGUUGAAGAAGUUAAAGUCUGCCCAACAAAAUCUUGCAAAGAUGAUAAGCCUACACCAUCACCAACACUUCCUGUUUCGCCUGGAGAUUACAUCCAUCGAGAAUGUGGUGGUGUGAAUUUGAAGUAUAUUGGAAGUAGUGCACCUGCUGGUGUCCUGAAGCAUUUAAACUUUAGAUUGAAAAAAUUUACUAGUGGAUACUUUGGAACAUUGGAGGAAGAGGGAGGCAGUGUAAAAAAGUACUGUUUUGAACCAUUUCCACUACUAACCAUCAAAGAAGCAGCAGACAAAGUUCCUUCAUAUAGAAAAACAGAUCCUAUACCAGAAUACAGCAAACCUGCAGAUGAAAACUUGCCCAUCCUUGGUUUUUCUGUUCGUGUUACAAAUGACCAAACCACUUCUCUGAAAGGAUGGGAUUUUGGAAUCAAUGAAGCCUACGAAUAUGUCCCCAAAAACAAAGUUCGUCUGCAUGAAGUUAUGUUCACUUACUAUUCAGAUGGAACACACUACGGUUUCCUUGCCAAGGGCCAAUUCCGAUUGUUUUCACCAACAAUAUUUAAAAGCGUCGUUUUCCGCAACGUUUCUUUUCUGGAUGAUGUGUCGUCUAUGCUAGGUACUGCUCAAAAGAUGCAGUUACGAGGCUUAGUAAAUGCAAUCGGACUACCAGAUGAUCUUGAUGGUGCUGCAGGUGCAGUGAUUGCUGCAAUUAAAAACCUUGGACUCUGGGAUUUUGAAUUUGGUCCAGUAUCUAUUGCUUAUGACUUUAAACACCUUUUUAAAUCACCAUUUCGUAUUUCUGCUACUAAAAGUUUCAAUGGUGUCCCUCUCCAUUUUGAAGUAAUCUACAUCCACGCUGGCUGGGAUAGAAAAAUUGCGUUUGGUUUCACAUUUGAUGGUGAAUCAUUUGGUGCUGUCCUAGACAAAAUGGCUAACACUGGCUCAGUAGGAAAAGCUGUUUCAAAAUUCUUAAAUGCGAUUGGACUUCAAGUUGAGAUGGCUAUUGCGUGGUGUCCCUCAUUUUAUGGUUCAUUUCGUACAACAAAAACAACCAGAUUUUCCAAAGAACCAUUAAAAGAUCUAUACAAAAUGGAAAUUCCAGAAGGGCUUACUGCAGUUGCAGCUGUUAGUAUUCCUAAAGAUUGUGAUGGCAGUUCGUUUUGUGAAGUCUUGAAAUCUGUAGUUGGUCCAAAAGCAAGAUUUCGGAUUGCAGGGCAAGUAAAGAAAGGAUAUUACAAAGUCUCGGCUGGUUUUUACAAAAUCAAAAUUACCGGAAACUACUACUUUCAUAAGUUAGAACUGUUUGCAGAGGUAAACACAACUGCUAAUAAGAGAGUUGUCGGUUUUAAAGCAGAAGUUAAGAUACCUGUUAAUGUAGGUGAAAUCAUUGUGGAUGGAAUGAAAAGUGAGCGAUCGCUUGUACUUGGUGGUUCGUUAAAACACACGAUUGGUACGAGUGAUCUUACUGGCACGUUGUAUAUGAAGGGUGGAAUUUGGUACCAUGCAUUUGGAUUAAAUUGGCUGAAUAUUGGCAAUAUCCAUUUAGCAAUUACGAUUACAGUCGGUUCUCCUAUUGGUCUUUCUGGAUUUCAAUUUGGGGCACAGCUUGAUUUUGGAAAAAAUUGCAUAUAUGACGCUGACUUUGCAGAGGAGGGUCAUUGUUUACGUGUUGCAAUAUAUUUUGGCUAUGGAAAGCCCACUUAUUUCUACGGCAGAAUUUCAGCUCUAACUAUUGGUAAACUUGUGCGUAUGUGUGGUGGUCCAACUUCUCUUCCUGGUCCUGUGCACCGAGCCGGAUUUCCGAAAGGUCUCCGGGUAUCGUAUAACCCAUCUGGUAAAGAUGUAGACUUGCGGAGUGCUGGUGGUCCACUCAUUCAAAAUGGCUUUAGAUUGAAGGGUGUGUUGGAUUUGUUUGGUUAUCAGAUCAAAGCGGAAAUUAAAUACUCUGACAGGGAAAUUUACAUUGAUGGAGAAUUGGACCCUAUUAAUUUAGGUGGUCACCUUAUUAUGUCGCGAAACGUUUCUCACAAGAAUGUUGGACCAAAACUUUUCUUUCAUUUCAAGCGUGCAAUGAAGGGUGCACUGAUUUCACUCCCCUACUUCAAGAUGUACUUUGAAGGUUAUUUGAAAAUACUUGGUAUUGAGGCAUCUGCAUACGUGAACAUUACGAUGACUCAGUUAGAAAUACACGUCUAUGGAAAAGUUUGGAAUCUUAUCUACGCAGAGUUGUACGUGGCAGCUGGAUACGAUUACACCAGUAUUUCAGAUGCACAUUUUUAUAUCCGUGUGAUCGUGGAUCUCAGAGGAUUGACAGACGCGAUUGAAAGGGCACGACAGUCGGUAGAUAGAGCUUUCAAAGACGCACAGAAACAACUUCGACAAGCGAUCGACAAAGUAAAGGAAGCCAAACAGAAAUGCAAAGAAAAAUUGAAAAUAAAAUGUUUAAACUGUUACUCCUUGAAGUGCAAGCAAGCCGAGCAGAAUUGUAAGGGUUUUCUUGAUAAAGCUGGCAAGUGGAUAGGUGGCGUAAUCAAUAAAGCGGGCCGAUGGAUUAAAAACACUGUUCGAAAGAUUGGUGAUGGUUUGGCAAAGGUUGGACGAGCAGUGAAAAGUUUCUUCAAAGGAUGGCGUCGACGUCGUUCGCUUAUCGCGCAAAGAGAUGAAAACUUUGACAUUCACAUUCGCAAUCGAAGAUUUAUCAGUAAAUUCGUAUGUGAAGGGAUCGUUGGGGGAGGUUGCAAAGGUGUCUCUCAUCUCUGCUAUGGUACGUGCAAAGCGGUCGAUUUUAUUGGGCAAGGAUUGUGUAAUGUUUUGGACGUUGCAGUUGGAGCGCUCAAGCUGGCAGAAAAAGCAUGUGGAUGGAUUAAUUCUGCCAUACAGUUUUUAAUGCAAAUGUUUUUGGUGCACGGAAUUCGAUUUGAACUCGGCCUUGGACAAAAAUUUAAUGGAUUUAUGGUUGGCGCGGAAAUCGAUUUGACUCUGUUUGGCAACCGAAUGUACUUUGGUUUCCAGUUUGAUCUUAAGAAUCCGUUCAGAAGCAUAAUGAGUGCAAAAGAUGGAAGUUUGUACAGAUACAAAGCUGGUGUGCGACAACUUAGAACCGAACCCACUUUUAAUCCUUACGACCGGCCCAACCCUUUCUCAGAUUUUGAUUUAGCAGGAACAUUUGGUAUUGAAUCCUUGCAAACUGGAACCGAGAAUAGAGUAGGAGGAUGUAUCGCUGCCCUUACGUCUCGUGACCGAGACGAGCUAGUGUUGGUAGGUUGUAAUGCAACAGAUGAACGCCAGCGAUGGACUUAUACUUUGAAGGGUUCGCUCAUCAAUUUGUAUUCGAAAAAAUGUUUGGUUAUGUCAAAGACUGUCAAUGGUAAGGUGUAUCAAAAUAAUUGCGAGAAAGAGACACAGUCUCAGCUACACGAAUGUGAUGUCGUGACAAGAACGUUAAAGUUAAGAAGAAGUAGUCUCUGUAUAACGACAGCAAAAUCUACUCCUAACGGGCCUGGAUCUCUAGUCCACCUUGGUUCAUUGAAAUGUAUCCAUCUUGCUCCUAGUCAGCGUUUGGUCAUCAGAACAGGCUGCCAUCGCGUGGACACCGAAUUUGAAAUCAACUCCCAUGGCCACCUUAUCUACAAAGCUAGAAAUUUGUGUGCGAGACCUUCUUCCAAUAAUGCAGUAUCUGGUGCAAAAAUAGAGAUGGUGUCUACAUCAAGUGGCUGCCACAAAUUUGGUUUUACUAGACUUGGUUCAUUACAGCACAUGCAAUCGAGACUAUGUCUUCAAACCGCGAAACGGGAAAUGCUGCCUAACGAGUACACCGAAUUAAUCCUUGACAGAAAAUGCGAAUUUUCUAUUGCUGCACGUGAUAGUGGAUCUUUACCAGAUCCUCAAAUGACGUUUACGUUUGUUCCAAAAAAUAAUAAGCUUUCCAUGCAGGAAUGCGCGGAUUUCUAUGACUCCCAGUUAGAACAAAGAUUUGCUGUGUUGAAUGAAGAGUUGCACAGCGUUUGUUCAAAAUUUGCUACAGAUGUGGCUCUGAAUAAAAUUGCAUCGCAAUCCAGUAUCCAACACAACGGUUUUCCCAGCAGAGCUGUUGACGGAGAUUUCAAUUUCCAAUGGGAGAAAGGAUCUUGCACACAUACAAAAGAAGAAAUGAAUCCCUGGUGGAGGGUAGAUUUAGGACGGGAAUACAUUGUAACUGAUGUCACCAUAAUUAACCGUGGUGAUCAUGGGGAAAGGUUAAAAAAUAUUCAAGUGCACGUGGGCGCAAGCCUUGUCGUUCGAAGGAAUCCCGUUUGUCAUGAUCGCGUUCGCCAAGCACACGAUGGAGAGGCUGUCCGAUUGCAGUGUGAUCCUCCAAUUCCUGGUCAGUUUGUUGGCAUUCAGAUGUUUGGGAAGGGAACAUUAUCGGUUUGUGAAGUAAUUGUUGCGUCAAGAUUAGGUGGCUUGGCAGAUUGGUGUCAAAUUGAGAACGGUGGAUGUGAACAGAUCUGCAACAAAAAGUGUGGAAGAGAAACCUCUUGCAGUUGUCUACCAGGAUACAACUUAGCUUACGAUGGAAAGACUUGCAUAGACAUCAAUGAAUGUUUAUCAAACAAUGGGGGGUGCCGAUCAGACAAACAAGCAUAUUGUGUCAACUAUCCUGGUGGUUUCUAUUGCGCAUGUUCGAAAGGCUACAUUUUGAAAGAUGACAGUUUGAAAGAAUGUGUUGAUAUCAAUGAGUGUGGAACUAGAAAUGGUGGCUGUGAACAGAUGUGUAACAACACGCUCGGCGGCUACAUGUGCAACUGUAGAAAGGGUUAUGAAAGAAAACCAAACGAUCCUUAUGGAUGUCAGAACGUGAACGAGUGCCUGGUUAAAAAUGGUGGUUGCGAUCACACGUGUUAUGAUUACGACGGAGGACACUUUUGUAAAUGCAAGCCAGGAUUCCGACUAAUGGAAGAUGGAAAAUCUUGUGAAGAACUUUACUGCAGCGUGCUUGAGACUCCUCGAUGGGGGUACGUGUCACCAUCAACAUGCACGAAGAAAUAUCAAAACAUACCCGUUGGUUCAGUUUGUAAAUAUGAGUGUGCAAAGGGUUAUGAAAUAAGCAAACAGACCAAGACCACUACGCUAUCUUGUAGAAUUGAUGGAACAUGGAAUCAUGCUUCAGCAAGCUGCCACCCUGUUAAGUGUCAUAUCUUACCUCGACCGGCAAAUGGAGGUCUCGUACCAUCGCGUUGCCAUGACUCUGCUAAAGGGUACAGUGAAUAUGGCCAACGUUGUGUGGCCUACUGUAAGCAUGGUUAUAGGCUUCGCGGACCUGCAACAAAAUACUGUCAGGCUGACAAGCAGUGGUCCAGUGGUGGUUCCACUGUAGAAUGCAUAAAAGUGAUUAACCCUCCUUAUCUUAACUGUCCAAACGACAUCGAAGCCACCUUAUCUAUGACUAGUAAUUGGCUGACACUGGGUCCAUUGUGGCAAGAACCACAAACCAAUAUAAACGUUUCCGCGCUCCAAGUGUAUCCCCAAAAUGUUGGUUCAAAUUACAAGUUUAAAUUUGGAAAGAACUUGAUUUCAUAUACAGCUGUUCACGAAACUGGUGAAGUAUUGGCGUGCUCUUUCUUCGUCGAAGUGAAAGACAAAACUCCUCCGCUGGUCACCAAUUGUCCAUCUGAUAUAACAAAAACGUCUUCCAAUGAUCGCGAAGUGAUCCAUUGGCAAGAACCUACGUUUUCCGAUAAUGUCGGCAUCCGUGAGAUUAGCAGACCGUAUCGCACACCUGGAAGUAUAUGGGUGAACGGAGAAUCAGCUCGCAUACAGUACAUCGCAACAGACAAAGCUGGCAAUGACCAAAUUUGUUCAUUCACGGUUUCAUUUAAAAGUUUGAUCUGCCCGGAGCUAAAUAGUACGUUAACCACAAAGGUGGCUGCAUAUUUUCCACGCAGAAGAUACGCUGUAUCCUGUCUUCAUCAAAGAACACUUUUCGGUAGUUAUGGUCUUCAGGGCGCAGUAGCCUAUUGCAAAAAUGGUGACUACUACAUUGAGCAGACCAACAUUGGGAUGGUAACACCUGAGUGCGUAGGCUACCUAAAGACAGACGUGAACAGCGCGUGCAAAGAAGGGAGUCAAAAGUUCGUGUAUGAUGAUUGGUUUAGCGGAAAAUCUUAUUACUGUGCAUCAUGCCCAAGUGGAACGUCAUUCAACCGCACAUCAUCCAAUUGCGAGCUAUGCAGAGUAGGCACGUACCAAGACGAGCAAGGUAGCAUUUCCUGUGAAAUGUGUCCACUCGGUUAUUCAACGAAAAUAGAAGGUGCUAGAAACAUAGCGCAAUGUUUGGAAAGAUGUACACCAGGCUACUUUUCUGCAUCUGGUUUAAACGAAACGAAGCAACAUUGCAAGCCAUGUCCAAGAGGGAGUUUUACGUACCUGAACGGUAGUACGGUGUGCACGUCCUGUCCGGAGAAAGCUACCACCAAAGCAGAAGGAGCAAGCGACGUUAGCGAGUGUUACCAGGCGACCACAAUAACACGAACGAACCCAAAUCAGAGUACGGCUGGAUACGAAAAGAGCAACAUUGAAAUCGAAUGUUUCUUUGAAGGUUUGCCAGUCCCUAAAGUCACAUGGUCCAAAGUGAAUGGUAACCUUCCUGCUCUUCGAAAUAUCGACUACAUUUACGACUUAAAUGUUGAUAUCAUUGGUUCUUCCUUGACAUUGUAUCAAGUGAGUACGAGCGAUGCAGGUAUGUACAAAUGCUCGAUCGAUAAUCAGUUUGGACGCGACGAAAAGAUGGUUCAAGUUGUUGUGAUCCCAAAAUUUGCACAAGGUAGAAAAUAAACAUUCUUCGUAGAACUUAUAUUUUCAAAAUGAUACACAAUGAGUUUGUUUGUUUUUUAAACUCGUUCGAUGUGUUUAUUUGGUUUGUAACAUGACUGAAACUAAAACGA